Molecule: messenger RNA, 3307 nt
Organism: Leucoraja erinaceus (little skate)
Lineage: Eukaryota; Metazoa; Chordata; Chondrichthyes; Rajiformes; Rajidae
Product: mucin-4-like
Exons: 15
Coding region: 42-1436 (464 amino acids)
Source: RefSeq, a predicted model, not a curated record
UGUCCACUGCCCCACAACCAGAUACAAACUCAGAUCACCAGAUGUCCACAGGGGAACAGACCCAGAGAUCAUCGACUGGAGAAUCCACCCAGGAAUCAUCUUCAGUCCCAGUGGGAGACACAUCCUCAGAUCACCAGAUGUCCACAGGGAAACAGACCCAGGGAUCAUCGACUGGAGAAUCCACCCAGGAAUCGUCUUCUGUCCCAGUGGGAGACACAUCCUCAGAUCACCAGAUGUCCACAGGGAAACAGACCCAGGGAUCAUCGACUGGAGAAUCCACCCAGGAAUCGUCUUCUGUCCCAGUGGGUGACACAUCCUCAGUUCCCCAGAUGUCCACAAGGGGACAGACCCAGGAAUCAUCGACUGGAGAUUCCACCCAGGAACCAUCUUCAGUUCCAGUGGGAGACACAUCUUCAGAUCACCAGAUGUCCACAGGGGAACAGACCCAGGGAUCAUCGACUGGAGAAUCCACCCAGGAAUCAUCUUCUGUCCCAGUGGGAGACACAUCCUCAGAUCACCAGAUGUCCACAGGGAAACAGACCCAUGGAUCAUCGACUGAGGAAUCGUCUUCAGUCCCAGUGGGAGACACAUCCUCAGAUCACCAGAUGUCCACAGGGAAACAGACCCAGGGAUCAUCGAUUGGAGAAUCCACCCAGGAAUCGUCUUCUGUCCCAGUGGGAGACACAUCCUCAGAUCACCAGUUGGCCACAGGGAAACAGACCCAUGGAUCAUCGACCGGAGAAUCCACCCAGGAAUCGUCUUCUGUCCCAGUGGGAGACACAUCCUCAGAUCACCAGAUGUCCACAGGGAAACAGACCCAGGGAUCAUCGACUGGAGAAUCCACCCAGGAAUCGUCUUCUGUCCCAGUGGGAGACACAUCCUCAGAUUACCAGAUGUCCACAGGGAAACAGACCCAGGGAUCAUCGACUGGAGAAUCCACCCAGGAAUCGUCUUCAGUCCCAGUGGGAGACACAUCCUCAGUUCCCCAGAUGUCCACAAGGGGACAGACCCAGGGAUCAUCCACUGGAGAUUCCACCCAGGAACCAUCUUCAGUCCCAGUGGGAGACACAUCUUCAGUUCCCCAGAUGUCCACAAGGGGACAGACCCAGGGAUCAUCGACUGGAGAUUCCACCCAGGAACCAUCUUCAGUUCCAGUGGGAGACACAUCUUCAGAUCACCAGAUGUCCACAGGGAAACAGACCCAGGGAUCAUCGACUGGAGAAUCCACCCAGGAAUCGUCUUCUGUCCCAGUGGGAGACACAUCCUCAGAUCACCAGAUGUCCACAGGGAAACAGACCCAGGGAUCAUCGACUGGAGAAUCCACCCAGGAAUCGUCUUCUGUCCCAGUGGGAGACACAUCCUCAGGUACCAAGUCCUUGCAUACGUUAUCCCUUAUCCUCAUUAACCCUGCAGCCAGCUUUUGGAGAGGGUGGUAGUUUGUUCAACAGUAGAGAAUAAUCCCCCUUGGAUCCAUCGACACAAAGUGCUGGAGUAGCUCAGCGGGUCAGGCAGCAUCUCUGGAAAAAAGGAAUAGAUGACGUUUCAGGUUGAGGCCCUUCUUCAGAUUUCACCCUUGGAUUGAGGAUGGUUGAGGAAACCACUCUAGAAAUGCUGUCUAGUCGCCAAGUUACUCCAGCACUUUGUGUGUUUCUUUGUAAAACAGCACUUAUAACCAUAUAACAAUUACAGCACGGAAACAGGCCAUCUCGGCCCUACUAGUCCGUGAUGAACACUGACUCUCACCUAGUCUCAUCUACCUGCACUCAGACCAUAACCCUCCAUUCCUUUCCCGUCCAUAUACCUAUCCAAUUUAUUUUUAAAUGAUAAACUCGAACCUGCCUCCACCACAUCCACUGGAAGCUCAUUCCACACAGCCACCACUCUCUGAGAAAAGAAGUUCCCCCUCUUGUUACCCCUCAACUUUUGUCCCUUAAUUCUCAAGCCAUGUCCUCUUGUUUGAAUCUUCCCUACUCUCAAUGGAAAAAGCUUAUCCACGUCAACUCUGUCUAUCCCUCUCAUCAUUUUAAAGACCUCUAUCAAGUCCCCCCUUAACCUUCUGCGCUCCAAAGAAUAAAGACCUAACUUGUUCAACCUUUCUCUGUAACUUAGUUGCUGAAACCCAGGCAACAUUCUAGUAAAUCUCCUCUGCAAUCUCCUAUUUUGUUGACAUCCUUCCUAUAAUUAGGCGACCAAAAUUGUACGUCAUACUCUGGAAUUGGUCUCACCAAUGCCUUGUAUAAUGUUAACAUUUCAUCCCAACUUCCAUACUCAAUGCUCUGAUUUAUAAAGGCCAGCACAUGUUAGAAAUUUUCCAACAAAGACUAUUACAAAAACGGAGGUAGAACUUUAUUGCAAGAGAGAGUCACACAGAGCCCAAGUGUCUGUGGGAGUCCUCUCUGAGCUAAUGCUGAAAACCAUCUCUUUUAUACAUUGAUUUAGACAAAAAAAGCAUCCAGACAAAUGGUAAUGAACAGACACUCAGAAUUCAAAGGAAAUAACAUUUAGCUGUGGAAAGUUUCACCAGAGCAAGAUUAGCCGUUCUGCAAGUUCUGUGAUAGACUCUUAAUCUCUUGACCGAGACCUGUCAAUUACUUGUGCCCUAGGCAGUUUCGGUAACCAAUCUUGUGCAGACACAGAUAGAAUACACAAGGAAAUAAUUACAUAAAUGUUUCCAUCAGCACACCAAAAGCUUUCUUUACCGCCCUAUCUACAUGAGAUUCCACAUUCAGGGAACUACGCACAGUUAUUCCUAGAUCCCUCUGUUCAACUGCAUUCCUCAAUUCGCUACCAUUUACCAUGUACAUCCUAUUUUGAUUUCUCUUGCCAAGAUGUAGCACCUCACACUUAUCAGCAUUAUACUACAUCUGCCAUCUUUCAGCCCACUCUUCCAAAUGGCCUAAAUCUCUCUGUAGACUUUGAAAAUCUACUUCAUUAUCCACAACACCACCUUUCCUAGUAUCGUCUGCAUACUUACUAAUCCAAUUUACCGCACCAUCAUUCAGACCAUUGAUGUAUAUGACAAACAACAGUGGACCCAACACAGAAACCCUGUUGGUCACCCUGUUCUGGGAAGGACAUCACUAAACUGGAAAGAGUGCAGAGAGAAUUUACAGGGGUGUUGCCAGGACUCGAGGGCCUGAGCUAUAGGGAAUCGAUUGCGUAAGCUAGGACUUUAUUGCUUGGAACGCAGGAAGUUAAUGGGUGUUCUUAUUGAGAUGUGUUUAAUCAAUUAUAGGGAUUGAUCAGUUCAAUGUCUUUCAGCCAGAAAACUGCAACUGAGGAUGGUGGGUAUAUGGAAUGAGCUGUU